This is a messenger RNA of Fusarium coffeatum, 4044 nucleotides long. RefSeq lists its product as uncharacterized. The transcript has 4 exons. Gene Ontology annotation, molecular function: ATP hydrolysis activity; ABC-type transporter activity; ATP binding. Gene Ontology annotation, cellular component: membrane. Lineage: Eukaryota; Fungi; Ascomycota; Sordariomycetes; Hypocreales; Nectriaceae. The coding region runs from base 1 to 4044 and encodes 1347 amino acids. Gene Ontology annotation, biological process: transmembrane transport. The record is from RefSeq and is a predicted model, not a curated record.
AUGGCCGAAUUGUCGGAAAAGACUGCUGCUGCGACAAGUAGCAGCAACCCUUCGCGACCAUCAUCAUCAAGCCGCAGUGGCUCAACCGAUCAAGAUGCAGUUCGCCAAGACAAACCCAACUCGAGCGACCCCGAAAACGAAAAGUUGGACCUAAAGAAGGCAGAUUCAGCUGUCAUUGUUCCUCCCAAAGCCGACUCUCUCGAAGAUCAAUAUCGACACUUGCCACCAGAUGAAGCCGAGGUUUUGCGACGCCAAGUCGUGAGUCCAGAAGUCAAGCAGGGUAUCGCUGUUCUGUACCGAUAUGCUUCCCGUAAUGACAUUAUCAUCAUCAUAAUCUCUAGUAUCUGCGCUAUCGCUGGUGGCGCUGCGCUUCCUCUUAUGACCGUUGUCUUCGGUAACCUCCAAGGUGUUUUCCAGGACUAUUUUGUGAACCGAAGUCUGAGUUCAAGUGCCUUCAACGACAAGUUGGUCGAAUUCGUCUUGUAUUUUGUGUACCUCGGUAUUGGCGAGUUUGUCGUAGUGUACAUCUCGACCUGCGGUUUCAUCUACAGCGGAGAGCAUAUCUCUGCCAAGAUUCGCGAGCAUUAUCUCGAGAGUUGCUUGCGCCAGAAUAUUGGCUUCUUCGACAAGAUUGGCGCUGGUGAAGUGACUACUCGAAUCACUUCCGACACCAAUCUUAUCCAAGAUGGUAUCUCAGAGAAGGUCUCUCUGACUCUCGCCGCUGUCGCCACCUUCGUCUCAGCCUUUGUUAUCGGUUUCGUCAAGUACUGGAAAUUGACUCUGAUCCUCUUCUCAACUGUCGUUGCUCUUCUGAUCAACAUGGGCGGUGGCUCUACUUUUAUUCUCAAGUACAACAAGCAGAGUCUGGAAGCUUACGCCCAUGGAGGUAAUCUUGCGGAUGAGGUAAUCAGCUCCAUCCGAAACGCCGUUGCUUUUGGCACCCAGGAACGCCUUGCCCGACAAUACGACAAUCAUCUCAAGAACGCCGAGUACUAUGGUUUCCGUGUCAAGUCUGCCGUUGCCUGCAUGAUCUCCGGCAUGAUGCUUGUUCUGUACCUCAACUAUGGCCUGGCUUUCUGGCAGGGCAGCAAGAUGAUUGUUGAUAACGAAACCGCUCUCUCCAACAUCCUUACAAUCCUGAUGGCGACGAUGAUUGGAGCAUUCAACCUCGGAAACGUUGCGCCGAACGUUCAGGCAUUUACAAACGCCAUUGCCGCCGCCGCCAAGAUCUUCAACACCAUCGACCGUGUUUCUCCACUCGAUUCUUCAAGCGACGAGGGCGAGAAGAUCGAGAACAUUCAGGGCUCUAUCCGCUUGUCCAACAUCAAGCACAUCUAUCCUUCCCGACCCGAAGUUACUGUCAUGAAUGAUGUGAGUCUCGAGAUUCCCGCCGGUAAGGUUACUGCCCUGGUUGGUGCAUCUGGUUCUGGUAAAAGUACCAUUGUCGGACUGGUUGAGCGCUUCUACGACCCUGUUCAGGGAUCUGUCUACUUGGACGGACACGACAUCUCGAAACUCAACCUCCGAUGGUUGCGCCAGCAAAUGGCUCUCGUCAGUCAAGAACCCACACUCUUUGGUACUACUAUCUUCAACAACAUUCGUCACGGUUUGAUUGGUACUAUUCACCAGGAUGCAAGCGAAGAGAAGCAACGUGAACUGGUAAUCGAGGCAGCCAAGAAGGCCAACGCCCACGACUUUGUCUCCGCCCUUCCUGAAGGUUAUGAAACCAAUGUAGGCGAACGAGGUUUUCUCCUUUCUGGUGGCCAAAAGCAACGAAUUGCUAUUGCUCGUGCUGUUGUCUCCGAUCCCAAGAUUCUGCUUCUUGAUGAGGCCACUUCCGCUCUCGACACCAAAUCGGAGGGUGUGGUUCAAGCUGCUCUAGAGAACGCUGCUGAAGGCCGUACCACCAUCACCAUUGCCCACCGUCUGUCAACUAUCCGAGAUGCCCACAACAUCGUUGUCAUGUCCGACGGCCGUAUCAUUGAACAAGGAACACACAACGAACUUCUCGAGAAGAAGAGUGCUUAUUACAAGCUCGUCUCAGCUCAGAACAUUGCCGCCGCCGAAGAAAUGUCUGCCGAGGAGCAAGCCGCUAUUGACGAGGAAGAAGUGGAGCUUAUGCGCAAGAUGACUAGUGAGAAGGCCGCUGCAGUCAUCGACGACCCCAACGACGAUAUUGCUGCAAAGCUGAACCGCACUACUACCUCGAAAUCAGCUUCAAGUCUGGCUCUCCAAGGCCGUAAGCCCGAAGACGAACAAGAAUAUGGAUUGUGGACUUUGAUUAGGCUUGUUGCUUCUUUCAACACACCUGAGUGGAAGUUCAUGGUCAUCGGUCUCGUCUUCUCUGCUGUUUGUGGUGGAGGUAACCCGACACAAGCUGUCUUCUUUGCCAAGCAGAUUGUGACUUUGUCCCAGCCCAUUACCGACUCGAACCGCAACCAAGUCAAGAAAGAUUCCGACUUUUGGAGCGCCAUGUAUCUCAUGCUUGCGUUCGUCCAGUUCUUCGCGUUCGUUAUCCAGGGUGUUUUAUUCGCUAGGUGUUCCGAGCGAUUGGUUCAUCGAGUUCGUGACCGAGCUUUCAGAACCAUGCUUCGCCAGGACGUUGCCUUCUUUGACCGGGAUGAGAACACCGCUGGUGCGCUGACUUCAUUCUUGUCGACCGAGACGACUCAUGUUGCUGGAUUGAGCGGCGUUACUCUGGGAACGUUGCUGAUGGUCAUCACCACACUGGUUGCUGCCAUGGCGCUGUCUCUAGCUAUUGGCUGGAAACUAUCACUUGUGUGCAUUUCAACCAUUCCGGUACUUCUGGGAUGUGGUUUCUUCCGAUUUUAUAUGCUUGCCCACUUCCAGCGUCGCUCGAAGGCUGCGUACGAUUCUUCAGCCAGUUAUGCUUCGGAGGCUAUUUCCGCUAUCAGAACCGUCGCCGCCCUGACACGAGAGCAAGAUGUCUUGCAACAAUACAAGGACUCUCUUGCCGUUCAGCAAAGAAAGAGUUUGUUUUCUGUUCUGAAGUCAUCGGCGUUGUACGCCGCCUCUCAAUCAUUGCUGUUCGCCUGCUUCGCCCUUGGCUUCUGGUAUGGCGGUACCCUGAUCGGAAAGCUCGAAUACUCGAUGUUCCAGUUCUUCCUCUGCUUUAUGAGUAUCAUCUUUGGAGCCCAGUCAGCCGGUACAAUUUUCAGUUUUGCUCCUGAUAUGGGCAAAGCCCACCACUCUGCCGGCGAACUUAAGAAGCUAUUUGACAGGCAACCUGUCGUAGACACAUGGUCAGACAAGGGCGAGCGUUUACCUCAUGUAGAGGGUACUCUCGAGUUCCGUGAUGUGCACUUCCGUUACCCAACAAGACCCGAGCAGCCCGUCCUCCGUGGCCUCAACCUUACUGUACGACCUGGACAGUACAUCGCCCUUGUAGGAGCCUCAGGUUGCGGAAAGAGUACUACAAUCGCACUCCUGGAGCGUUUCUACGACCCGCUUUCCGGUGGCAUCUACGUUGACAACCGUGAAAUCAGUCAGCUCAACAUCAACGACUACCGAUCACACAUUGCCCUUGUCAGCCAGGAACCCACACUUUACCAAGGAACCAUCAAGGAGAACAUUCUUCUGGGUACCCCACGUGAGGAUGUCCCAGACAUUGACAUUGAGCAUGCAUGCAGGGAGGCCAACAUCUACGAUUUCAUUGUAUCACUUCCUGAUGGGUUCAACACCAUUGUUGGCAGCAAGGGUGCGCUGCUGUCUGGUGGUCAGAAGCAGCGAAUUGCUAUCGCACGGGCUCUGAUCCGUGAUCCCAAGAUCCUGCUCCUUGACGAAGCGACAUCAGCCCUGGAUUCUGAGUCUGAGCAUGUGGUACAGGCAGCGUUGGACAAGGCGGCUAAGGGCCGAACCACGAUUGCUGUCGCCCAUCGUCUCAGCACGAUUCAGAAGGCUGAUAUCAUCUACGUAUUCGACCAGGGUCGCAUCGUUGAGCAAGGGACGCAUACGGAGCUGAUGAAGAAGAAUGGACGUUAUGCAGAGCUGGUCAACUUGCAAAGCCUCGAAAAGCAGAGGUAG